Messenger RNA from Penicillium verhagenii, 663 nucleotides. RefSeq lists its product as uncharacterized. The record is from RefSeq and is a predicted model, not a curated record. Bases 1 to 663 code for a protein of 220 amino acids. The transcript has 2 exons. Lineage: Eukaryota; Fungi; Ascomycota; Eurotiomycetes; Eurotiales; Aspergillaceae.
AUGUUGCCUGAAGGGUCUCCAGUGACGGAGGAUGCUCAGGAAUUAUCAGGCUCACUACCCAGCAUUCCAAAAUCUUCUAUCCCAUUUCCCGCACAACAUGUGAUUCUGCAAGCUCUUCAACGCCACCUUGAAGGUCACAUCUUUCAGUUUGUUCAAAAAUGGCUCUUGGCCGAAUCUCAUGCCAUAGGAUGGACGUGUGCGGAGGCAGUCGAGUUGCAUAAGAUUUUUGGAUUCUUGACCGACUAUAAUCAGAAAUUAGAGGCCCAACCUUGCAGUCCGCCUGCACACUCGAUUCAAAGGUGGAAUCGCGUGGUCAGUAGUAUCCGCCAUGCUUCUGUUCACCGCAUCUUAAAAGCCCCAGAUGCUUUGCUUCGAAUGGUACGAUAUGCGAUCGGCUUCUUGGAAAGCAUUGCAGGUGUGAGAAGCUCAAGAAGCCUUCGCCGACUUCAUCGCUUCCUGAAGACCAUGAUUACCAGCUCAGACCGUCUGGCAGCUCAGCUGAGAGAUAAGGUGAACAUGCAGAUCCUGCUGUGUAACGCUCAUCCUGAGCAGCUCGGUCGCCGACUGCAGUUAUUACCAGAAGCCUUGAGAAGGGUUCUUCAAAACAACGAACAAAGCAUGGUGUCUCAGAUUCAAGGUUUUCUACAGCUUGAAUUUGCAUAA